UGGUGUGUCUGGAUGAACAAAUGAUUUUCUUGGUUUAAGGUAUGACGGCGUUUCGACAAUGAGCUGAUCAACAAUAAAUUGCGUUUUAAAUAAAUACUUCAAUCAAAAGCUUUUGGUUAAUACCGGUACGCUAAAAAUGGCAGAAGGCAGCAAGUACCUCACCUCUGGAUUCUGUGAGUCUGUCCUGCAGAGCAUGCAUUCUUUCUUCCUAGAAGGCCAGUUCUGUGACUUCAAGGUCAAAGUUGAAGGAAAAACAUUUCAGAUUCAUAAACUUGUGUUUGCAAGUUCCAGCGACUACUUUAAGGCUAUGUUGUCACAUGACAUGAUUGAAACCAGGGACGAAUGCACUGAACUAAAGGGAAUAACAUUGAAGGGGUUUGAACCCAUUUUGACGUACAUUUACAAAGGUUGUCUCGCUGUUGAUAUAAAAAAUAUACAAGAUGUGAUGGCAGCAGCCACUUUCUUACAGAUUCCUGGGGCCAUAGACCUCUGUACUAAGUUUUUAAAGGAGGAAUUGACCUUUGAAAAUGCUUAUGACCUUUUGAAAAUUGGUGAAAUGUUUGCAAUAUCAUCACUGCGGGAUUACUAUAGAAAUUAUUUAUUGAAGAAUUUCUUGAAAUUUGUUGAAUCAGAAACAUUCUUGAAAACUGACUCAGAAACUUUAGCAAAUUACUUAUCAGAUGAUGCCUUAGUGACUACAUCUGAGAGUGUACUUUUCCAUCAUUGUAUGCGUUGGUACGAACACGAUAUGAAAAACAGAGAACCUGUUGCUCACAGUGUGUUUGAGAAGGUUAGAUUGAGUUCUGAUGGAUGGCCUCUGAUUCACUUUGCAAAAGAACAAGAUCUCUUUAAAACAGACAAAAAGUGUCAGGAACUCAUUGAAUUCCAUGAACAAUUCAUGGAGAAAGCUACCAAACGUUAUUUUCUCAGUGAUAAUGAUAGGACCCGAGUACGUUCCUCGAGGCGUACAAUCAUUCAGAUUGGGGGAGUGAUGGAACCUGAUGAGAACUACGACUCUUUCCACGACAUGAUCACUCAGCCUGUGAACUCACUCUGCGGAUGGAACAUGAAUCACUAUUUUCAUCCAGAUCUGAAGUCUUGGUUUCCACUUGGUGGCUUGAGCAACUGGAUACAGCGGCUUUCACAUCAGAAAUUUGUUGAGGUUAAUGGUCACGGACUGAUGAUUGGAGGCUAUGAAUACCACAUCGCGGACGACACAGCCAACAAGAUUGCAAUCAGUGACGUUAGAAUGUUCUCCCCUCAACACAACUUCCAGUUCUGGGACAUGCCCAGUCUCCAACAUCCCAGGGCAAGGCAUGCCGCCGUCUACCUCAAUGGUUUCAUCUAUGCAAUAGCUGGUCGUGAUGACAAGCAGGUGUUGAAGUCCGUAGAGAGACUGGACUGUGAGGCGGAGACCUGGAGCUAUGUGCGAGCCUUACCCAGGAAGCUGUACGACCAUGCUGCAGCCGUCUGUGAGGGCAAGAUCUAUGUAUCAGGCGGGAUACACUCAAUUGAUGGGGAUGCAGUGAAGACAGUGUGGUGCUAUGAUCCAGCAAAAAACAACUGGAACAAAAGACAAAAUCUCAAUUGUGCGAGAGCAGGUCACGGCAUGGUGUGCCUGGAGGGCCAUCUGUAUGUGUGUGGGGGCUACAACGGACAGAGGGACGUGUCACACAACAGCGGCAACCUCCGCUGCCUGGUCUCUGUUGAAAUGUAUGAUGUGAAAACCAAUGUGUGGACCAAGCUGACCACCAUGAGACAAGGAAUUGCCUUCUUUGAAAUAACAGUGUUAGAUGGUCGUAUCCUAGUGAUGGGAGGUGUAGACACAGCGGGGCGCCUUACUCAGUACAUGCACGAGUUCAAUGCCACCAAAAACAAGUGGACAGUGUUUGGGGAGCUACCGCGACCAUUGAAGAAUGCAAGCUGUGGAGCUGUGGUCAUAAAGCUGACUGAUACUGGCUGCAUGGAGGAUGAAACAGACGAGUUUGUACAGCGCUAUACAGAAAUGUUUGAUGAUCACCAGCUGGCACAUAUGUCUGAGCAGGAGAGACUGGACAGGGAGCUGGCCAUGAGAAUGAUGGAGAACUUUGACCCUGGCGACUAUCUCCUUGACGACGAUGAGGACGAGGAUUAUGAUGAUGAGUAUGGUGACAUGUACUAUGGUGACAUAGGUUGCGUUGACGACUUUGGCGACUUAGGCGUCCAACUAAACAACGAUGAGGACGAGGAUUAGGAUGAUGAGUAUGGUGACAUGUACUAUGGUGACAUGGGUUGAACUGAGCUCAAUGAAAUAUGCCCUGCACUGGUAUAUUUUCAAUAAGCUGUCCCUGAUUCUUAUAUUAGUAGUGGCAGGUUUAAAGGAAAUUGUCAACAGAUUUUCUUAUUUUUGAAGUGUUAUUAAAAAUGUUUACUAAACAAUCUUAUUUUUUUAUAAUCUUUACUUAUUAGGAAAGAAAAAUAGUUAAAUAAAAAAAAAUGUCUUCCCUGAAAUUUGAACCAGGGACCUCUGGAAGCAAAAGUUCUUUUAUAACAUAUAUUGUUUGCUGAACAUAAUAUUUCUGUUUGUGUAACAAUUUUGGGGUGUUUUUUAUCGUGUUGAAUGAGACUUUAUUUUUUAACACAAUGCGAACUUGUUAAUACAUGUAACUAUAUUGUUUGAAAAAAAUAUGAACAAAUAUUGACAUGAUUAUUGUACAUGUAAUGUGUUUUUCCUGAUGGCUGAUGAUAGUAUGAGAAUGGUUGUUGUUAGUGAAUAAAUGUCUGUUAAAGUCGUUAUUUAUAACUGAAUAUGUGUAAAAAUAUACAUGUACUUAAAUUCAGUCGAUUGUGUGAAAAUAUUGAUUUUUUUAUGUUCCCGAAAGAGGGCAUAUAGUGAUUGGACUGUCCGUCUGUCCAUCUUUCCCUCACACUUCGCGUUUAGGUUUCUGCGUUUAGGUUUCAAAAAUUCUCAUAACUUUUAUGUCCCUUCAGAUAGCAACUUGAUAUUUGGCAUGCAUGUGUAUCUCAUGGAGCUGCACAUUUUGAGUGGUAAAAGUUUAAGGUCAUCUUUCAAGGUCAAAGGUAAAAAAAAAAAUACAAGAGAAGUAAUAAGCUUCAAAGGGAGAUAAUUAUCUGUACCUGCCAAAUAAUAAAAAACAAUAAAUCAAAGUGGCGCAGUAGGGGGCAUUGUGUUUCUGACAAACACAUCUCUUGUUUACUUAUUAAUUAUUGUUUGUGAAAUGUUUGCAUAUGUUAAAUUAUGAAUUAUUAUUAGUGAUAACGAAAAUGGUUAGUUAAGAAAUAUUUUAUUAAAACUUUUUUAACAGAUUGAUUUAGUAUUAUUGUUAAUCAAUAUAACGAUUUACAUUUUUUUAUUACUUAUUGAAAAAUGGGAACGUCUGUUUUACACCAGUUCCAUUUAUAUUUAAAUUUUGCUGAAUUAGCAAGCAUUAUAUGUUAUUAUAGCUUCAGUUUAAGUUUACAUUUUAUAGAUCUUUUUAGGGACUUAAAGGUGACAUUUCGUAUUAGAAAAGAAAAAACAAAACUAAUUUGGUUAAUUGUGGUUCAUGUGUUACCAUGAUAUAAUCUGAUACAUACCGUAAUUUGUUAUCUUAAACUUUAUAUGUAAUACAAAAAUGUAUAAUGAUUUUAUAAAAGAGUUGGAUUAAAAUCAUGUUUUGUAUACCGGUAUGCAAGAACUACAUUAGCUUUGGAAUGAAACCCAAAGCCACUAUCCCAUUGUUAAUGGCAUUAUUACAAGAUAAAGAUGUACAAUAGUGUUUUUAUUGAUAUUCUUGAGUUUAUGAUACUACGUUUUUGUCUACAAUUACUGUAUUAACAGAAUGCUUCAACGAUUCAUGUAUCACAUUUAAUAAAAAAUUGAAUGAAA
Messenger RNA from Dreissena polymorpha, 3868 nucleotides. RefSeq names its product kelch-like protein 26. NCBI's taxonomy places the organism in Eukaryota, Metazoa, Mollusca, Bivalvia, Myida, Dreissenidae. Bases 137 to 2233 code for a protein of 698 amino acids. The transcript has 10 exons. Gene Ontology annotation, molecular function: protein binding. The record is from RefSeq and is a predicted model, not a curated record.